This is a messenger RNA of Physcomitrium patens, 2799 nucleotides long. RefSeq names its product ubiquitin-like modifier-activating enzyme atg7. Gene Ontology annotation, cellular component: phagophore assembly site; cytoplasm. Gene Ontology annotation, molecular function: Atg8 activating enzyme activity; Atg12 activating enzyme activity. Lineage: Eukaryota; Viridiplantae; Streptophyta; Bryopsida; Funariales; Funariaceae. The record is from RefSeq and is a predicted model, not a curated record. Gene Ontology annotation, biological process: C-terminal protein lipidation; autophagy of mitochondrion; protein modification by small protein conjugation.
AGACACAACCAGAUCCUCUCUCCUUAUAAUCCUCCUCUUGUAUACUAGACACAACCAGAUCCUCUCUCCUUAUAAACUCUCUUUUGUGUGUAUUACUUACCGUUACUCUUGUGUCUUUCUAAACAUUCUCAACAAUUUCAAUCUACCCUAUCGACUUUUGAUGCCGUCUCCGCAACUGUUGAAACCGUGGCGUCGAUCUGUGAUGGUCUCAUCGGAAGUUUGACCACCACCGGAUUUGCAGCGAAAUUUAGUGUUUUGCGAUCUGGGUUGUGAAAUUGGUGUGAUGUCACGUAACCUGGGGAAGACUCGCGAUCAUCGGUUGAGUCUGUGUUGAUUAAGCCACGGAAUUGCGCGUGAUGUGAAUUGGCAGCCAGGUGGGGUGGCUUGGGGUGUACACCACCGCUUGGGUUUUUUUCUGGGUUGCGUGGCGUCUCCAGGGGUGGAUCUGUUUGCUUCUGGAAGCGAUCCAGUUUUGCUUCAUUGAGAUAUCUGCGAGCGUUUUGGAGGUAUUGUGGAUUUUUUGAUUUUAGGGUUUCGGUCUUUGCCGAGCUGAUUUGCGAGAGUGGAAUUCGAUCAAAACCAUGGGGAUUACUUCGCCGCCUACAGAGGAUUCUGGUGGAGGAGGAGGAGAAUUGUCUGAACCGAUGCCUUUCAAGUUCGUGGCGUGGGCGGGAUCUGCCGACGCGAGUUUUUGGCACCGGCUUGCAGAUUUCAAGCUUGAUACGCAGAAACUUACCGAGGUGCCCAUUAGCAUUUCGGGUUUUUUUGCACCCUGCAACCAGCCACAUGCCCCGUCGUACUUACAGCUGAUGAUGGAAUCUUUACCGCUGGAUACCGGCGCCAGCAAUGAACCCACAGAAGUCCCUUACAAUCGAAAUCGCCUCCCAGUACCGGGAAUGCUGUAUAACACGAACACUCUCGAGUCCUACAAUGCUCUCGACAAGCCGGCACUGUUGAGAGCCACUGCAGACCAGAUAUGGGAUGAUAUCAAAUCUGGCAGGGCAGAGGAAGACACCAGUCUUCUGAGCAGGUUUCUCGUUGUUUCAUACGCUGAUCUGAAGAAGUGGACUUUCACUUAUAGGUUCGCUUUUCCAGGGUUGAGAAUGUCACCACAAGCAACUGCUGCUGCUUGUCAGGCUGCUCGUGAUUUUUUCUCUAAAGAUGAGAUUGCAGGAGUGUUGGCGGCAUGCACCGAAUGGCGAGCUUUGCCAUCUGGUGCAAGUUUAACCUCGUUCUUGAUCAAUAUAACACCUGAUGGCAGUAUAAAAUCACAAUCUUUGAAGGAAUGGCACACUGCUCAACAAGAAGGUGGAAAGAUCGUUUUAACGUUUUAUGAUCCUUCAAAUCUUCCGGCGAAUCCCGGGUGGCCGCUUCGUAAUCUGCUCGCUUUGGCAAGUGUCAGAUGGGGGGUCUCACGCCUGCAAGUCCUGUGCUAUCGAGAGAACAGGAGUGGUCAACUAGAUCUCGAACACUCGCCAGUGCUCGACAUCAUCCUGCCUGCUAAGAUAGAGUGGAUGGAACCAGUAGGCUGGGAGCUUAAUGCUAGAGGCGGUAAAGGCUCUAAGUUUGUUGAUCUCGGUCAAUCCAUGGAUCCUCUCAAGUUGGCUGAGUCUGCAGCCGAUUUGAACUUGAAAUUGAUGAGAUGGCGAUUGCUUCCAUCUCUUGAUUUACCUCGGAUGGCUUCCACGAAGUGCCUGUUAUUAGGAGCUGGUACUCUUGGUUGUCAAGUUGCACGUACGCUGAUGGCGUGGGGUAUGCGGCAUAUUACACUGGUGGAUUAUGGAAGAGUUGCUUUUUCGAAUCCUUUGAGGCAGUCGCUGUUUACCCACGAAGAUAGCCUGCAUAACGGAAAGCCAAAGGCUGAAGCGGCUGCCGAGAAUUUGAAGCGAAUCUUCCCUGGUGUGAAUGCUGUAGGAGUGCAGAUGUCGAUCCCCAUGCCUGGCCACUCUGUUGGCAAAAAUGAAAUUGCGGGGGUGGUUGAAGAUUGUCGGCGACUAAAAGAGCUUGUGGACACGCAUGACGUGGUGUUCCUACUCACAGACACUCGUGAAAGUCGAUGGUUGCCCACUCUUUUGUGUGCCGAUGCAAACAAGGUGGCAAUCAAUGCUGCGUUAGGCUUUGACACGUACCUAGUCAUGCGCCAUGGGGCAGCUCCUUCACUUGAUUCUAACAGCAGCUCCGAUGGACAACCUAGACUGGGUUGCUACUUUUGUAAUGAUGUUGUUGCUCCAUUGGACUCUACAGCAAACAGGACACUUGAUCAGCAGUGUACAGUGACAAGGCCAGGUCUAGCUCCCAUUGCUGCUUCUCUCGCCGUUGAGUUAGCAGUGGCCCUUCUUCAUCAUCCCCUAGGGGUGUCAGCUCCUGGUGACCAAGCCACUUCUCUAACAGAUAACACUGAGCACCCAUUGGGGAUUAUGCCACAUCAAGUGAGAGGUUUUAUUGCUCAUUACGCCCAGUUGGUAGUGACGGGUCAAGCAUUUGACAAAUGCACAGCCUGCUCUGCUUCUGUCGUGAGAGAAUUCAGGGAAAAAGGCGUAGAGUUUAUUCUGGAGGUUCUGAAUCGCCCUAAUUACUUGGAAGAUUUGACAGGGCUGACGGAGCUACUCAGAAUUACUGAUGAUGAACCCCUGGUCUGGGACGACGAUGCAGACUUUUGAGGUGCCUUCGUGGAGAUGUAGUGUUCCAAUUGACUAGAAUUGGAAGCAAUCGGCUAGAAUUUAGUCGAUGGUUUCGUCUUCGUGUGUAAUCAGUUGAUUUUUUAAUUAAUGUACAACAUUUGUUGCUACUUCGUCACAA